AUGCUUGCACAAAAGAACAGUGUGGGUUCAGGGAACCUCAUUGAGUCAGGAACAGAAGCAGGACCCAAUAACAUUAUUGUUUGUGCUUGCCAUCCUAUGGUUCCUGCAAUUAGCAAGUCUGUUUUGAGCUGGAUAGUUACUCUGCUCAUCCAUAUCUCCUUUCUUCAGUACAUCCAUGGCUUGGCUGCUCGAGGAGUACAUUAUCUGCAUCGGCCUGGGCCAACUCUUCAAGAUGUUGGCUUUUACCUUCUUCCGGAGCUUGGGCAAGACAAAGCUUACAUCAGUGAAACUGUGUUUACAUUCAUAUUUAUAUCUUUUGUCCUGUGGACUUUCCACCCUUUCAUUUUCAAGAGCAAAAAGAUCUACACAGUUUUAGUGUGGUGCAGGGUCCUGGCCUUUCUAGUUGCUUGUCAAAUUCUUCGGAUCAUUACUUUUUAUUCUACUCAACUUCCUGGUCCAAACUAUCAUUGUCGUGAGGGUUCGAAACUCGCCAGGCUUCCUCCUCCUAAUAAUGCUUUAGAGGUUCUAUUAAUUAACUUUCCUCGUGGGGUUCUUUAUGGUUGUGGUGACUUGAUAUUUUCAUCUCAUAUGAUCUUCUCUCUCGUAUUUGUGCGGACGUAUCACAAAUAUGGCUCACGGAGGUUUGUGAAACAACUUGCUUGGCUGACGGUGGUUAUCCAGAGCAUGUUGAUUGUUGCAUCCCGCAAACAUUAUACAGUUGAUGUUGUUGUUGCAUGGUAUACUGUUAAUUUAAUGGUUUUCUUUCUUGACAAAAAGUUGCCAGAAUUGCCUGAUCGUGGUGGAGCUGCAGCAUUGUUGCUGCCACUGAGCAAGGAUAGCAGCAAGUCUAAAGAAGAGAAUCAUAAACUUCUUAAUGGGAACUCCGGAGAUCCAGCUGACUGGAGACCAAGAAUCCAAGUCAAUGGAAAGAUAAUGGAGGAUGGAACUACAGUGCAUGUUGAAGCAGUGAUGAAUGGUGUAUAGUAUGAAGCUGCUGCAGAUGCAAGGAUGUCAGUGAUAGCUUUUUAACUUUAGAUGCCUCUGGUAAAUCUGAUUUGUAUUCUGGUGAUUGGAAUAUGAGUCGGGAUUUUUCAAUGUACUAUAGUUCUCCUAUCCUUAAAAUGUAAUUUUCCAAUUUAAUUCGGUA
Messenger RNA from Coffea eugenioides, 1147 nucleotides. RefSeq names its product phosphatidylinositol:ceramide inositolphosphotransferase 1-like. The transcript is spliced from 11 exons. Gene Ontology annotation, biological process: ceramide biosynthetic process. The record is from RefSeq and is a predicted model, not a curated record. Gene Ontology annotation, cellular component: endoplasmic reticulum membrane; Golgi membrane; trans-Golgi network. Lineage: Eukaryota; Viridiplantae; Streptophyta; Magnoliopsida; Gentianales; Rubiaceae. Gene Ontology annotation, molecular function: ceramide cholinephosphotransferase activity; sphingomyelin synthase activity; inositol phosphoceramide synthase activity. The coding region runs from base 1 to 984 and encodes 327 amino acids.